AUGCAACGUCUGUCAACUGACGAGUUGUCCUCUUCAUCGUUCACCAGCUCGGAUAUGGACAUGGAUAUAGCCCGCCAAGAGGAGCUUCUGAUUGAAAAGUAUGGGGGGCUUCAGCUAAAGCAACGCGCACUGCUGGGAAAGUUGGACAACCUGAUGUUGCUAAGCAUUGACCACCUGACGCUGUUGCAUCCGUUGCAGUGCCCCAUCGACCAACUGCCAGUUAAGUCCAAGCGCACUGUGCCAACUCAGCGCGGCCGGUCGCACCUGGACGUGGUUGGCUGGUCGGAGCCGGUUGCGGUGCCGGUCAAUGCAUCCAGGACAGUCCUGGAUAUCUAA
This is a messenger RNA of Volvox carteri f. nagariensis, 336 nucleotides long. RefSeq lists its product as uncharacterized. NCBI's taxonomy places the organism in Eukaryota, Viridiplantae, Chlorophyta, Chlorophyceae, Chlamydomonadales, Volvocaceae. The transcript is spliced from 3 exons. The record is from RefSeq and is a predicted model, not a curated record. Bases 1 to 336 code for a protein of 111 amino acids.